AUGGUGAUGGUGGAGGAGACCCGUAAGGGGCCGUGGACGGAGCAGGAGGACCUGCGUCUGGUCUGCUUUGUGGGGCUUCUCGGAGACCGACGGUGGGACGCCAUAGCCAAAGUUUCAGGUUCGAGAGUUGAAGGUUCAAAUAUAAGAGAGAAUUCUGAAUACCCAUGUCGAGAAGGAAGACCAAGUAGGUUUUCCUGGGUUUUGUCGGGACCUCCCGUGGACUUACCCCCUCCCUGGUUCUGUUGCAGGUCUCAGGAGAUCAGGGAAGAGCUGCCGGUUGCGUUGGGUCAACUACCUACGCCCCGGCCUCAAGCGCGGCCGUAUGACCCCCCAGGAAGAGCGGCUAAUCGUUGACCUCCACGCUCGCUGGGGAAACAGGUUAGGAUUCUCCAUAAUUCCUUCUCCUUCUUCUGCCGUCAUCACUUAAAGAGAGAGAUGAGAGAGCUCCCGCUCUGUGCAGGUGGUCUCGGAUAGCGAAGAGACUGCCGGGGAGGACGGAUAACGAGAUCAAGAACUACUGGAGGACUCGCAUGAGGAAGACGGCGCAGGAGAAGGGGGCCGGCACCUCUUCCCCGAUACUUUCGUCGUCCUCCUCAGACAGUCCAGGAGAAGAGGACUCGCAUGAGCUGCAUGGCGGCGGCGGUGGCGCUCCGGUGACCCCGCUGGAUCAGACGUGGAACGAGACGGCACCGUUGGGGAGGAGCGAGUCAACGUUCAAGGAACCGUGGUGCUACUCCGGCGACUCUCUUUGGAAGAUUGAUGACGACGACAGCGACUUCGGCCUGGCUGUUCCCACCGUUGACUUCCCCGCCCCAGCUACUACCAUGGAGGGGAACCCUAAUCCUAUCCGUUUCCCAUUGCGGGGAUACUCUUCGUAG
Spirodela intermedia is the source of this 878-nucleotide messenger RNA. Lineage: Eukaryota; Viridiplantae; Streptophyta; Magnoliopsida; Alismatales; Araceae. The record is from the annotation of a GenBank genome assembly.